Mucor mucedo is the source of this 664-nucleotide messenger RNA. RefSeq lists its product as uncharacterized. The coding region runs from base 137 to 538 and encodes 133 amino acids. NCBI's taxonomy places the organism in Eukaryota, Fungi, Mucoromycota, Mucoromycetes, Mucorales, Mucoraceae. The record is from RefSeq and is a predicted model, not a curated record. The transcript has 6 exons.
AUACAGAACCUCCAGAACCAAACAAAGUAAAACUUGGCUCCUCUGCUUUGAGACACGUCUGUUUCUCCUUGCUGUUCAAUAUCACUUACUAGUCUUGUUGUUUCCAUCAGAUAAGGCGGACAUCACCCCGCUUAAAAUGUUAUCAGAUUCCUUACGUCAGCUCAUUGGAUUUGUGUUGGUCGCCAUCUGUUGGGGAUCCACUAAUCCUCUAAUCAAACUUGGAAGUGCUGGUCUGGAUAAAGUCUCUGACAAAUACCCAGAUGGUGGUUUAAAGAAAUGGUUAGCUGAACUCAAGUACCUCUUUACAAAGUGGCAGUACAUUUUACCAUUAGCCCUUAAUUUAAGCGGUUCCGUUGUCUAUUAUUACACAUUGGGAACAUCAGACAUGUCACUGGCUGUUCCCAUCACAAACUCUUUGACCUUUAUCUUUUCUUUAUUAACAGGUUUACUCCUUGGAGAAAAAAUUGGAGGAAAAGAUGCCUGGUUGGGAAUGGCUUUAGUUGUAGUUGGUGUAGCCAUUUGCGUUGGCGGAAACUAAAAAAUAAAGGCAUUUUUAUUUUUCCCACCAAUAUGCUUACACUCAGGCUCGCCAUAUUUGAAAGACUCCCUUUUUUUUUCAAAGGAUGAACAUCUUUUACGAUGCUUUACGUCUGAACCCAGGUCU